Messenger RNA from Liolophura sinensis, 6149 nucleotides. RefSeq names its product synembryn-A-like. Gene Ontology annotation, biological process: G protein-coupled receptor signaling pathway. Bases 1 to 1599 code for a protein of 532 amino acids. The record is from RefSeq and is a predicted model, not a curated record. NCBI's taxonomy places the organism in Eukaryota, Metazoa, Mollusca, Polyplacophora, Chitonida, Chitonidae. The transcript is spliced from 14 exons. Gene Ontology annotation, cellular component: cytoplasm. Gene Ontology annotation, molecular function: guanyl-nucleotide exchange factor activity; G-protein alpha-subunit binding.
AUGAUUUUGUUUUCUUUUGUGUUGCAGAAUGCUCAAACUAUUAAAUUUCCAAAUGUCAACUCGGACUUAAGACAGAAAUGUGUGGAUGGCCUGUUGUCAUGGCUCAAAUCACCGGCGUCCACAAAGUGUUACCGACCGUGUCUGGAGACGCUGCGCAUCCUGAGUCGGGACAAAGACCAGCUGGAAUGUCUUCUGACAGAGGAGACGCUGUCAUUGCUCAUGUUACACGCAGGGCUCAAGGACCUGUCCGAGGAGGAGGAAGAUGAGGACAUUGUCAGUAAUAACCAGGAUGGUGAUGCUGAAGUCAUCGUGGAGGCACAAAAAUGCCUGUGUAAUCUCAUCUUCAACAGUCCAAAAGCACAGAAAAUGUGCAGUAAAAAUGGCUGUGUAGAAGGAAUCGUCCAAAGACUUAAGACAUACAAAGAUCCAGAGCUCAAGUUUGAUAUAAAGUUCUUUGACAUGAAAAUGUUAUUUCUGCUCACAGCCUUAUGUCAAGAUACUAGACCAAAAAUCCGCCACGACAUGCACGGCAUCACAUACUUGGUGGAAGUGAUCGAUCUGAGUCUGAGAGAUGCGGAGGAGAAAGGGUCACCAUUGACUGACCAGGAGGUGGAGUUGUGCUGCGAAAUCCUCAAGAUUCUCUUCAAUUUGACAGUAUCUGUGGAUAAAAAUGCCUUAGAUGAGGAAGAAGAGGCACAUUUCAUGAGGUUAGUCAGUGUCCUCCAUGACCUGCUGAUCUGUCAGACAGCCACCAAAGACAAGAGGGAGGAGCUACAGAGGUCACACAGUGAACCUGUUAACCAUAUGCCACGAGAUUGCUACGAGGAGUUGCUGACGCCUCUCAACGAAGGGGCUGUGGGAGGAAUGGAGAAUAAAGAUGUGGAAUACGACGGGAAAAACAUGGAGGCCAUCCUGGCACUUCUGGACUUCCUUUACAAACGGCUGGACAAGCCUACAAAGAGUCUAAAGGAGAGUUUAAUCCCUAUCUUACACUGUCUCUGUGAGACAUGCCGCAGCAAUAGAAGUAUUCGCAAGUUCUGUAGGACAAAGGUGCUGCCUCCAUUGCGUGAUGAAGUCAAACAUCUUCCACAAGAGGGAGAUUCACUUAGAAACAGGCUGUGUAAAUUGUUAACUUCAGCUGUCAGCGAAGUUAAAGACCUCUGUGCUGAUUUCCUCUUCAUUCUUUGUAAAGAAAGUGUGGACAGAAUGGUGAAGUAUACAGGCUAUGGGAAUGCUGCCGGGCUGUUAGCCAACCGUGGACUGAUGCUGGGAGGUCGAGGGGACGGCAACUACUCCAGUGAUUCAGAAGACUCUGAGACAGAAGAAUAUUCACAGCUUAAGGAACAGAUCAACCCUGUAACGGGUAAACUCGAGGGUGAGAAGUCAAAUCCCUGUGAAGGUAUGACGGAGGAGCAGAAAGAGUACGAGGCCAUGAAAUUAGUAGGUCUAAUGGACAAACUCCAGAGGGGAGGUCUUGUGCAGCCAAGCCGUAUUGGAGAGGAUGGCCGGCCCGUACCCGUGGAGCACAUGCUGGAGUUAACAGAAGGAAUUAAUCUUCCCCCGCAGGCCCGGGGCACUGGGGACUCAGAUUCUGACUGAUCCCAGAACGGGGUGUACAGGGUGACUCCACACUGUCUCUUAUAACUGAGACCCACAGUCCAGCUGUCCUUUUAGUGGGAAGGACCAGAUGUGACCCGGCCAAGUCUGUACUGUAUCUACCUGUAUGUGUUUGUCUACCCACUUUACUGGGCUUGACAGGGCCCUCUUACCUGUUGUCUCAGCUCACCUGUACUAUAAUGCAGAACAGGUGAGAGUUGAGCUCACACAUUUGCGGAGACUCAUGCUCAUGUACACAUGAAUGUGAAGAAAUACAGGUGACAGAUUGGCACAUGUAAAUAACUUCAUAGCUUUGUUUGCAGCUUCUGGCAGCUUUUAAUGCGAGUUGGCAUAAGAAUGUUAAUAACCUAUUGAUGGCUUUGAACAGGUGAUUAUUUGUUGAAUCAAUCCUUCUCCUACCUCCAUUCUCCUUUAAGCCGUCGUCUCUCUGUUACCUGGCUGUUUUCAGAAAAUGGGUUUUUAUCCUGCAGACUUUGUUCACAACUUUUGUAUUUGUCUGUUCUAUAUCUGAAAGCAGCACCUCAAAAUUUUCACAGCAAGACCUUUUUUUUCAGAUCAAAUGUGAAUGGGAGGAAUGCUGUUGAUUUCCUCUGAACAGCUAUGUUCAAAUUUUGUCUGUAUGUUUUUAAAAAAGGACAUUUUUUGACAUAAACUACAGCAAUAGGUGGACAGCAAGUAAUUCAAACAUUACAGUUUUAUCCAUUUUUAAACCUUUUAAAGUGUAAAAAAAAUUGUCUGUCAAUAAUUAUUUGGCCAUUUUCUCAGUAUUGAAAAUAUGGCAGGCCAAACAUUUUUAUCACAGAUAUAUUUAUUGCAUGAAAUUUUUAAAAUGCUUUUAAUGCCUGUGUUAUAAUAAGGCAAGUUGUUGCAGUAAUUUGUCUGUGUUAUAAUGAGGCAAGUUGUUUCAGUAAUUUGUCAAGCAAUCAGAUAUGUUUAAAGUUUUAAAGCUUUAAGAUAUUUUGUGUGAAUAUCCUGUGAGUUGACAACAUUUCCAAACCACCACCCCCUCCCCCCCACUCCCCCCACCCAGUGUUUCAGCUUAAACACCAUGUUUUCUUGCGCAGUUUGUGGCAGUCAUGUUUGUAGACAGUUUCAUGCAAGUUAUUCUUGAAGAUAUAUAAAAUGUGAAGGAGAAACUUUAGAAAAGAGAAAGAUAACUUUGUGACCGUUUAUGCCACCAUGAACCAAGGGCGAUAACUCUUAAUAAAACAAUGACAUACUUAAGCCAGGAUGUCGGGGGAUACAGAUCAAAAUUAAGAAGUAAAAUUUUUUUCCUUUUUUUUUUGUUGUUGCUUUUGGUAAAAAAAAAUUCAGCAGAAAUAUAUAUGAACUGUAAUAAGCAUAAUAAAAUCUGUCACUUGCACAUUUAAAGCAACCUGUCAUGGCUGUUCAUGUCAUGUGGAGAUUCUGGUACCCAUCCCAUUUCAAAAUAUUAGAAUUGUUCAUGUGACACAAAUAUUGUCAGUAACUGUUGGAUUUUCAGACGGGUAAAGUUAUGUCAGUAUGUAAAUGCACAGCAAAUGCAGUAAUGUCUAUUAAGUUGCAAAUGCUACUUGUGUUUGUUAAGUGGCACUAUGGGUCUGUUUCUGUUUGUUAUUAUUUGUGUUAUAUUUAUGUAUUAAAACAGUAGCAUAUUAUAAAGUAAACUGUCUAGUGAGGCAUAAAUAUAUUACUGCUUGUUCUUGUCAUAACAUCUAGAGAAAUGAAACUAACUGUAAAUACUUCUACAUCUGUGACCAGCAUUUGUAAGCUCUGCUGUUUGUCCAGAUGUAUCAAAGAGGAGUACAUGUACCACAGCUUUUGUAACAGUACCAAUGUGUUUAUGCACACUAUACUUUUCCUAGUACUGCCCAUACAUACUGGAGACAGGUACGUUUAGUGAAGAUUUUGUUUCUUAACAGAAGGAGAAGUACAUGACUUUUACUUUUGACCUCACUGGUCAGAUUUUCCUUCUGUUCAUACAUGUAGUACACUAAAGCUAAACUGGAACACAAUCUACCUGUGUACAUAUUCAGGCAUCGGCCCUAAACAUGGAUCAGUGCUGGAUCAGGUAUUCAACCAGUCAGGUACCCAUAAGCUGAAAUUUGGAUCAAUCAAUUGAGUGGUGCUAUUUGUAGCUUGCUGUCAAUCUGUUUAUAUGAGAAAGGCUGUUUUUAUCAUCAGUGAAGUAUGAAGAAGAGAUACAGAAUAGUUGCAUGCCAUUUGGAGACAAAGGCCCACUUGCACGAAUCGCUCAACAUUAAGAGGGCUUCAUGCAAGGGGAUCCUGUGUUAUAUUGUGAACACUUCAGAAAGCUGUAGUAUAUGAACGUUGGAUAGGACAAAGUUUAUCAAAGUAAUAGAUAGAAGAAAUAAGACAUUGUAUGUAUAUCUCAAAUUAAACCAAAAAUUGAAACAUUACAAGAUUUUAAGACUAUUUCAAAACAAAAAUUCAGCUUAAAAGCGUAUUAUAAAUCUGAUCCUGAUGCUUUCAAGUUAAGACUACGGAUUAAAAGGUAUGUCAGCACCAAUCUUUAGAACCCAUUAAAUAAAUUUUAAGAGAAAGGAGCAAAAGGUAUGUCAGCACCAGUCUUUAGAACCCAUUAAAUACAGGUUAAGACUAUGGAGCAAUAGGUAUGUUAGCACCUAUCUUUAGAACCCAUUAUUUACAAGUUAGUUUUCCAGGAGUAUUGUUCUCACUGUUGUAAGUUUGGUAAAGAGACAUUUCCAUGUAAGAUAAUAUAAUAUGAUUCCUAACCUUAUCGAAGUGCAUCAUUUAUUAUUUUGUUGCAGGCUACAAGCAUAUCUGCAUAUAUGAACUAUCUCUCAUUUAAUUACCAUGCUGAACAGUCGUUUCGUUUUGAAACCUCUACCACUUCUUCCAUGCUUAUCAUCACUUGAGAACAGCAAGGCUUCAGGUGACAGACUACAUGUAUGUCUAACAUUUCAUGAUCAUUGUUUAUUGUCUGGGUGAAGAUGGUUUUGGUCUAGUCAGAGAAAAUAAGGAAAAGGCUGUGUUUUGAUGUAUGAUAUGUGAGAGUUUAACGUGAAUCGGCAAAUUGUUCUGGGAGCCGAUGGGCGAAUGUCAAAAUAAUCAAAAUGAUGCUCAAAAAAUUAUGAAUUUGAUGAUGUGCGUAUAUUAAUGACAUGUUAAUUUAUUACUGAGUUGUAACCCUGUUUUUGUUUUUUUUUUGUGCACUGUUGUAGACCAAUAAAUUUAUGUUAGUUGGAUAUAUAGGGUAGGUACAUUCAUAGUUGCUUGCAUCAGAAUCGACCCUAACAGAGGUCCCAGUUGAUAUGUACAUAUGAUAUGUUAUAAGUAUACAUAGAUUUUGUUAAUUUACGACCAUCAAGUUUUGCACCAAAACUUGAUUUGUUUACGUUAAGCAUGCCACAUAUAUUGUAUGGAGUGAGAUAUGUACACAUAGGCUUGCUUUUCCAGAUUUAUGAAUUUGAUUUUCUAAUUGAAACAGAUGCAGUUAAAACUAUCAAACUCUCUGUACAGUCUACAGACUGGAGUUCAGAAAAAAAAGCCACCAAAUUUUUACCAGUUAUUUCCUUACAGAAUAAGUGCUUUAUGAAAUCAAAGAACACCUAUUGAUCAGCAUGAUAUUCGCCAAUGUGGCUGGAGGUUAAAUUUUAUCCCACAUCUUUGUAAAUAGAAUAUCACCUACACUCCAAGAUAAAAAAAAAACACACACACACACACACUCCCAUGGUAUCCUUGAAUUCUCUAUCUUGUAGGGUUAGUAUAUGAUGUUCUAAAUCUGCGUUGCCCAGACAAUGAAAAUUAAGCUUUUUGUCGAUUUCUGCAAUUGGUUAAUAUUGUAAAUGCGUUUGCCAUGACGUGGUGUCCGACAAAAAUUGCUUUAAGCUUUCCUUUUCAACACAUUGGUCGGGGAAUGAAAGAUAAGGUUGAACCAGCUUUCAGUUAAUACUGAUAGAAACGUUUGGCAGCAAACCUUGAGGUUGAAAUGGCAGUGUUGCAAGGGUAUCAUGAAGUAUUCGUGAGCUGAGCGUCUCAAAAAGUUCCAAAACGAGGACCGAAUCUUUACAAAGCUCUCAUCAGUAUUGUACAUGUAAUACUGCGACAGGUUUUACACGUCUGCCUCUAGAGAUUGGCAGAAUGUAUCCCCCAGCGAGUAUUACAAUCCUUCACCAAAAUCGAUGUCCGCGUGCAACAGUAACACUGGUCUGAGCGUUUCAACAGUUGCAUUAAUCCAAAUUAUAAAAAUUCAUGUUUACAUGCGAGAGCAAAGUGUCAAGUACUAAACCCAUAUAUAGGGCCAGAUCUGCCAUUUUGCAAGCCUAUACUUUCAAAAUUCCUGUUUGUUUAUACAAAAGUACACGUGUUGGUACAUGUAUACUGUUUAUCGUCAGUGAUUGUCCCCGCGGUGUGUUAGGUCUGAGAACGUCCAAGCUGAGUCAUGGCUUAACGUGUACCUGGAAACAAAUAGCCAGACAUAUAUAAAUGACCAAUACCUGUCAAUACGCAAUUUAUUUAUUUAUGUUUACCAUGGGCCAUUAUGGACAAUAAAUGUUGUAAUAUCCCGA